Messenger RNA from Eremomyces bilateralis CBS 781.70, 1568 nucleotides. RefSeq names its product CDC73-domain-containing protein. Gene Ontology annotation, molecular function: RNA polymerase II complex binding. The transcript is spliced from 2 exons. Gene Ontology annotation, cellular component: Cdc73/Paf1 complex. The record is from RefSeq and is a predicted model, not a curated record. NCBI's taxonomy places the organism in Eukaryota, Fungi, Ascomycota, Dothideomycetes, Eremomycetales, Eremomycetaceae. Gene Ontology annotation, biological process: transcription elongation by RNA polymerase II; positive regulation of transcription elongation by RNA polymerase II. The coding region runs from base 77 to 1357 and encodes 426 amino acids.
GCCAACUGCUCUACACAUUGAUGCCCGCAAUCCCCGAAGAUCAAAUGCCGAAAUAGAUCUCACUCCAGCCUCAACUAUGGCGACACAGCACGACCCUCUUCUCAGCCUGCGCCAGGCUACCGCAGCCAACCAACCUCCCAUCCUCUCGACCUCCUCCGAUCCCUCCUCAGCGCCCGAUGAAACGAACAUUGCCCUCGCAUCGCAUCUCCUCUUUACCCACGGACCCGAGAAGUUCUCCCUUCCGCUCAGCACCCAAACGCGAUUCGUAUCAAGUAGCGGCCCCGUCGACCUAAGGAGCAUCUACUUCGCCUGGCAGAAGAAAGAUGUCUCCAUUCCGGACUACAUCACCGCGACCCAGCGGGUCAACGAGGAGCUCGUAGCGCCCGGCGCAGCGGGGGGGAAGAUCCAGAAUCUGGUCUUCGUGGAGCGGUUGGAUCUGGCGUCGUGGCUUGAGGGGACGUCGGAUGAAAGCGAAUAUAUCAAGCCGCUCGACCCGGCCGUCGCGCGGGCGGAGACGUCCGCUCAGGUCGCGGCGGGUGUCGCGGGAGGGAUUCCAACUGUCGGAGCGGCUCCUGGGGCUCCGAAAGCUGCUAAAGAGAUCGACCCGCGGCUAGCAGAGAUAUAUAGUGGUGAGCGAAAGAUGGGGGAUAGAAACAGCGUUCUGAGAGGCAUCAAACCAACGGACUUCUCGCAUGUUCGAAAACACGCCGAGAUAUUCCUUGGACGCAGCAGACACCGACCGGGUCACCAUUCAGCUGGCCCGCUCACCACAAACCCGGCGCUCGUCUCCAACCUUAAGAAACCCGGCCAGCGGCGCCUGGAACCGAUCAUCCUUCUCUCCCCAUCCGCAUCCUCCCUUCUCCGCAUGACCAACAUCAAACAAUUCCUCGAAUCCGGCCUCUUCGUCCCAGCCGACAGCCCCGCCGCCGCCAGCUCAUCCCUCGCCACGAUCCUCCACAUCCAACGAACCCUCCCAUCCAUCGAUCCCAACCGACCCAUCCGCUUCGUGCUGGUGGAGAGCGUCGACCAGUUCAAACCCGAGUACUGGAACCGGCUGGUAGCAGUGUUCACGACCGGGCAGACCUGGCAAUUCAAGCACUACAAAUGGAGCAAUCCCUCCGAACUGUUCGCGCACGCGCUGGGGAUCUACGUGGGCUGGAACGGCGAGAAGCUGCCCGAGACGGUGAAGGGCUGGGGUCGAGGAGUCAAGGCUGCCAGCGUUGACAAAUGGAGUCCGCACCAAGGGGAGAAGGGUCGAUGGCGGGAUCGCGAGGUGGUCGAGGGGAUCUGGACGGCGAUUGAAGAGAGCAUGCGGGCGAAAGGAUGGGGGCGGGAUGGAUUUGCUGGCGGUAGAUAGGGUCAAUCCCGGACAGCAUUUGCAGGCGUUUGGUCGUGUUAGGUUACGGUUCAUAUCCGCUUUUAGCGUGGAGAAAACGGUCCCGUUCCGGAGUCGGAUAUCCCAGCGGUGUAGGUAGACAUCAUAGUUCCACCCGAGGAACACCCCGUUCCUCACGAAUUGAAUAUCCGACUAUAUAACAACUCAUGCCUCCCCACCCAAAGAUCCACUG